Messenger RNA from Seminavis robusta, 1983 nucleotides. The record is from the annotation of a GenBank genome assembly. NCBI's taxonomy places the organism in Eukaryota, Bacillariophyta, Bacillariophyceae, Naviculales, Naviculaceae.
AUGUUCUAUGCUUAUGCUCCAAAGAGCAACCUUGGUUUUGUGAAGGGCUUUUACAUGGCCAUCAAUAUUGGCUACUCCAUCGGUUUCGGAUACCCCUCUGAGAAUUCCUAUGGCAACUACAUUUACUUUUCCAGCAUGUAUGUACUAUUGGGUGCCUCCUUUGUUGGUGUGGCGCUAUCUUUCUUUGCUGAAAAGAUUACCAUAGACUCUGAAUCAUGGUUCUCCAGAAUGCAGUAUGAGAGAGAUAUUAGAAGGGACAUGAUGUCCACAAACAGGGCUUUUCAGGGUAGAGUGCGUGCAUGGAUCCACAAGAACAAGAAGGCAUUAAGAGCUGUGUCAGUUUGGCUUGGAAUGAUCGUUGCCAUGAUUGUUUACUCCAUGGUUGUGGUUAAGUGGACCUUUGGAGAAGCACAGUACUUUGCCAUCUCAACACUCAGCACUGGAGGCCAUUGGCCAAUCCCAAAUGACUCCCCAACCUGGUUGUUUGGAGUGACGGGGGUAUUCACAAUGAUUGGUGUUCCCAUUAUGGGGUUGGCAAUGGCUGAAAUUGCCCAAGUCCUUGUGCACCAAGGGAAUUUGGAUGAAACCAAAGCAACAGUUGACGCAGUAGUUACCAAGGAGGAGCUGGAGUUUCUUGAAGAACUUGGGCUGGACAACUUUGAUGGAGAAGUUGACAAAGCUAUGUUCAUCAUUCUGUGCAUGGUCCGCAUUGGAAAUGAUCCAGGCUUGAUCAAGUACAUAACACAGAGAUUUGCUGAACUGAACUUUUACACUGGCAAAUCAUUGACGGUUGCAGAAAUCACCCAUGGAUCCUGUAGGUAUGUGGGAGGGCAAAUUCGCCGAAUGACAUCUUUGAGGGCUGUGAGGGGGUCAACACUGCAAGCUGUUUCGGAAUUCCAGAUUGUGGUAUCCGAUGAUGAUUGUGAUGAUGACGACUCUGAUAGCUUCCGCGCAGACGCAUCGGAUGAUGAUCUGACCUUUUCUGAGAACGGUGUGUCACGGAGAAGUUACUAUUCACCCAUGUUUUCAAAUCGCACGCAGAGGGAGCAAGACGUUGAUGAAGAAAUCUUGAGCUUUGUCUCCCCAUCAGACACCUUGAGCAAGGGUGAAUCGCGUUCAAACAGAAGAAAUGCUGCAAAUGGAGAAGAUAAGGCUAUGUUGACUUCAAUUUGUGAAAACGACGAAAGCCAGGAACCUGAGAUCCUAGCAAAAGCUGUUGUGCCUGAAGCUUCACCACAGGAAGAGCUGUCUUCAAACAACCACAACUACGACAACUACAGCAACACCAUCAACACCAUCAAUCGCAAUAAAGCACUGUCCUCCCUGAUGCCAGCAAACAGAGGCAAUGAUGAGAAGGAUGGCUCUGAGGUACAACAGGACAGCGCUGUCGGAGUACAUCUCUUGCAGGAUGAAGAAGUAUCUUCAAAUGGCGACAAGGGGAAAGAAAAUGAUACCGGUAUUGAUGCCCGGCGCUUGAUCCUACCGGUAGGCACCAAUGAUGUAGGAGAGCACAUAGAAUCAAAAAGAAAGGAUGAAGAUGACCAGGAUUCCAACCAUGAUGUGGAAUCUCCCCGGGAGGUUUUCCUUGACGAAGAAAUGUCGACUGAUACCGGUAACAACAAUCAACGUUUUGGUAUCUGCAGGAGUAGCACAACAAGUUCACAUUUCCGAGGCAGCAUUGCAAGCUCAGAAUCCUCCUUUCUGAGGAACCUUGUUCAGAAAUUUGGAGUGCCAUCGUUACCAAGCGCGCGGUCCAGCAUAUUGAAACAUGACAGCAAGGAACCAACAAGGCCUAGUUCUAUUGCUUUCAAGGGCGCUUCAUUUGACGCAACAGCAAACUCGACAACUUCGGCAGGCAAUGCAAUUCAGAGAUUUGUGAAUGAUCUGAGACAAGAGUGCUCCUCUGGUCAACCUGCCAACAUUCCACCAGUUGAAGAGGUGAAUCCAACCAUCAAACCAACCUGUGUUUCGUCGAAUGGCUGA